GCCGAUUUGCUGGCGGUGUUCUCGCGUUGUCUCGCGCGCUCUCGCCGGGCCAAUGGGGAUACCCGCAGUCGAGAGGCCGGCUUCGCAGGAGUGGUGGCGCAGCUGUUUCCUCCGAUGCUGUGUUGGUCAGUGUCUUUAUUGAAGGCUGAGAUUUGAAAUGAAUUUGCAGAUGAUACACAAUUUCUAAGACAGAGGCAGAAAGUCAAGACUGGAUUGUGGAAACUCUUUUCUCUGCCACGCUUUGGUAAUAGGAAUCACCCUCCGUUGAAUGGAAGAUAAAGGCUACUUCUUCUAAAGACCUUUUAGCCCAAGAGAGAGCUGUCUUCAGCACCUCACUAUGUGUCUACUUUUUGUUGCUUAGACGAGCCGGGAAUUUCUAUAACAUUUGCAUUCCAUAUUGGAAGAAGAGACUACUAUAGAUGAAAAAAAUGCCUUUGUUUAGUAAAUCACAUAAAAAUCCAGCAGAAAUUGUGAAAAUUCUGAAAGACAAUUUAACCAUUUUGGAAAAACAAGACAAAAAGACAGACAAGGCUUCGGAAGAAGUAUCCAAAUCACUGCAAGCAAUGAAAGAAAUUCUGUGUGGUACAAAUGACAAGGAACCCCCAACAGAAGCUGUGGCUCAGUUAGCACAAGAACUCUACAAUAGUGGGCUGCUGGUGACACUGGUAGCUGACCUACCGCUGAUAGACUUUGAGGGCAAAAAGGAUGUGACCCAGAUAUUUAACAACAUCUUGAGAAGACAAAUAGGCACUCGAUAUCCUACUGUGGAGUACAUUAGUGCUCAUCCUCAUAUCCUGUUUAUGCUCCUCAAAGGAUAUGAAGCCCCACAGAUUGCCUUACGUUGUGGAAUUAUGCUGAGAGAAUGUAUUCGACAUGAACCACUUGCCAAAAUCAUCCUCUUUUCUGAUCAAUUCAGAGAUUUCUUUAAGUAUGUGGAGUUGUCAACAUUUGAUAUUGCAUCAGAUGCCUUUGCUUCUUUUAAGGACUUACUAACCAGACAUAAAGUGUUGGUAGCAGACUUCUUAGAAAAAAAUUAUGACACUAUUUUUGAAGACUAUGAGAAAUUGCUUCAGUCUGAGAAUUAUGUGACUAAGAGACAGUCUUUAAAGCUGCUGGGGGAACUGAUCCUGGAUAGACACAACUUUGCCAUUAUGACAAAGUACAUCAGCAAGCCAGAGAACCUCAAACUGAUGAUGAACCUCCUUCGAGAUAAAAGUCCCAAUAUUCAAUUUGAAGCCUUUCACGUCUUUAAGGUAUUUGUGGCCAGUCCUCACAAAACACAGCCUAUUGUGGAGAUUCUGUUAAAAAAUCAACCCAAGCUCAUUGAGUUUCUGAGCAGCUUCCAGAAAGAAAGGACGGACGAUGAGCAGUUCACUGACGAGAAGAACUACUUGAUCAAACAGAUCCGCGACCUGAAGAAAGCGGCCCCCUGAAGCCUCACCGGGUCCUGAGAGGUGCCUGCUCUGCUCAGCCCACUGAGCAGUGUAGAUGGAAUGUGAACAUUUGGGUGGAAAGAAACUAACCUGGAAUUAUAUAUUGAGUUUAAUCAAGUCUGUAAUUAUGUGAAAUCAGAGCUAUUAAUAAAAGCAAUUGUAACGUUUUUGUUGCUGAAAAGCAACCCUGAGCUCCCAGUCCCUAUGAGCCCCUAAGGAGAAGCCCAAGUGAUGGGUCACUGAAUCCUCAAAGAGGUGGGAUUGCUGGGCAGGAGGCACAAGAUGUUUGACGUACCUGCACUUGGGCAGAUUCCCUAAGGCACUGACAGGUCUGAGAAAAUAAGAUCCGUGUGUCAGCCACUAGAUAUUCUUGUUCCCUGCCUGUGUCUUUUAACGCUAAUUGGCGGUUCCUGACUUCGUAGGAAAUCGAUGCCCAACCCCCUGCUCAGCCCUCCUUUCUGCUCACUGUCCCGCAUUCCAGCACAGGGGUGUCCUCAGCUCUCUGACUCCUGGCACCUCCCGCUGCCGACCCCGCCUGCCUGCCGGAGGGAUGGCUCAGGACCAAGGAUUCCCAAGGGCACAGGGGCACAGCGGACUGGAUGGUGUGACCUGCUUGCUCACUUGAAAACUUCCGAACAGGUGAUUCAAAACCAUAGUUCCAGCUAUAGUCAUGGAUGUUUCACACUGACUUCCAUAGCAUUCAUGAACAUUUGGAAUAUUUCAUUCAUAAUUUUUAUCACGGAGAACAUGCUUUGUGGUGAAAGUGUUUCAGAGUAGGAAUCAUUGCAUUAGGAUACCUAGGGUGUACAAAGGGUCACACAGGUCUUUAAACCAUUUUUAUAAAUAAAGGAACAUUGUCAUUGGGAGGACAAAUUAUUAAAUGCAUAAAAAAGUGUCAAAUGACUAAAAAAUUAUUCAGUUUAUUUUCUAAUAAGCUGUCACUCUUAAUUUCCUAGUAAAGUAUUCAGUAAAAAGGUAGAAAAAUUAUAAAAUGUUGGUCCCAAAUAUUCUCUUGCACCUAUUGUCUUCUGUAGGAACCUUUACUUCUUACAAUAUUGGGUGUUGUGUUCUUCAACCAGAUGUUUCUCCACCCAGAGCGGUACCUGGCAGGGUUUCGCCCUCCUCGGCUGGGGCGCAGCGUGGGGCCCUCAGGCAGGGGGUGUGGCCGGGGCCUCCGGGCGAUGCUGGGCGGGAGGGUCAGCCGGCAGCCCAUCUGAUGCCCUUCAUUCUUUAGUCUAAUUGCGUUUAGAACAUUCCCAGACAGCCCAAAGUCUGUUAGAGUUUGCUUUUCUGAGUUUGCUUAUUUGGUUAGAAGAGAUGAGUGUAAAUAUAUUUUUAAAAACAAAAGCACAAUAACCAUUGCAAUUUAUUUGGUUGCUUAAAUACUGUCCCACAGCAUCAUGGGACACAUGUUUUCAAUUGAAAUCAAGGUCUUGGUUUAAUCCUUUUUGAUAAGUAAAACAUUUUAUUUUCUCUGGAUUUGAAUUAGCUCUUACCUAGCAACCCCUUCUCCUAGUUUGGUUCCUGUCAAACAAAACGAGGCUCAAGAGACAGUAAGUGAGGUAGCGGGGGUUUGUUGUAAUACAGGUUUGUAAAUUAUUAAUGUGAAAGAGGGAGCCAGAAGCUCACAGUCAAUAUAUGCUUGCACAAAAUUCACUGUAAAUAUUGUGAGAAUUGAAUUUUGAAAGGUCAUAUUUAAUAAACUAUUUCAAAAGCACACAUUUAAAAUAAAGACUAAAUAAAAAGGUCCUGCAUGCUCCA
This is a messenger RNA of Pipistrellus kuhlii (Kuhl's pipistrelle), 3194 nucleotides long. It is a transcript of the gene CAB39L, whose product is annotated as calcium binding protein 39 like. Lineage: Eukaryota; Metazoa; Chordata; Mammalia; Chiroptera; Vespertilionidae. Gene Ontology annotation, biological process: intracellular signal transduction. The record is from RefSeq and is a predicted model, not a curated record. Gene Ontology annotation, molecular function: protein serine/threonine kinase activator activity. The transcript has 11 exons. The coding region runs from base 420 to 1433 and encodes 337 amino acids.